GGGAAAUUGUCACAUGACUCCAGAGCUCACGUGACUCCGAGUACACAUGACUUCAGCUUCCAGGCGCUUCCGUGAGAGCUAGGACGCCGCGAGCAGAGAUGGUCCGGCCAAAGUUGUCGCCGCUGUUCCUGCUACUGCUGGUCUCGUGGGCGCGCCGAGGCGAGGCCGCCCCGGAGCAGGACGAGAUCAAGUGUCUCCCGGGGCUAAGCAAGCAGCCGUCUUUCCGCCAGUACUCUGGCUACCUCCGAGGAUCCGGCUCCAAGCAUCUCCACUACUGGUUCGUGGAAUCCCAGGAGGACCCCAAGAACAGCCCUGUGGUGCUUUGGCUCAAUGGGGGUCCGGGCUGCAGUUCCCUAGAUGGCCUCCUCACAGAGCACGGCCCUUUUCUGGUCCAGCCAGAUGGUGCCAGCCUGGAGUACAACCCCUACUCUUGGAACCUGAUUGCCAACAUGCUGUAUCUUGAGUCCCCAGCUGGGGUGGGCUUCUCCUACUCUGAUGACAAGUUGUAUGUGACCAAUGACACUGAGGUCGCCCAGAGCAAUUACGAGGCCCUUAAAGAUUUCUUCCGCCUUUUUCCGGAGUACAAGGACAAUAAACUUUUCCUAACAGGAGAGAGCUACGCUGGCAUCUACAUUCCCACCCUGGCCGUGCUGGUCAUGCAGGACCCCAGUUUGAACCUCCAGGGGCUGGCUGUGGGCAAUGGACUCUCCUCCUAUGAGCAGAAUGACAACUCCCUGGUCUACUUUGCCUACUACCAUGGCCUCCUGGGAAACAGGCUCUGGUCUUCCCUCCAGACCCACUGCUGCUCUCAGAACAAGUGUAACUUCUAUGACAACAAAGACCCGGAAUGCGUGAACAGUCUUCACGAAGUAUCCCGCAUUGUGGCCAGCUCUGGCCUCAACAUCUACAACCUCUACGCCCCGUGUGCUGGAGGCGUGCCAGGCCAUUUAAGGCGUGAGACGGACAGUGUUGUGGUCCAGGACUUAGGCAACAUCUUCACUCGCCUGCCACUCAAGCAGACAUGGUACCAGGCUCUGCUGCGUACUGGGGAUAGGGUGCGCAUGGACCCCCCCUGCACCAACACCACAGCCGCUUCUACCUACCUCAAUAACCCUUAUGUGCGGAAGGCCCUCCACAUCCCCGAACAAGUGCCCAGAUGGGACAUGUGCAGCUUCCUGGUGAACUUACAGUACCGCCGUCUCUACCAAAGCAUGAACUCACAGUACCUGAAGCUGCUCGCCUCACAGAAAUACCAGAUCCUGUUAUACAAUGGGGAUGUGGACAUGGCAUGCAAUUUCUUAGGGGAUGAGUGGUUCGUGGAUUCCCUCAACCAGAAGAUGGAGGUGCAGCGCCGGCCCUGGUUAGUGGACUACGGGGAAAGCGGGGAGCAGAUUGCUGGCUACGUGAAGGACUUUUCCCACAUCACCUUCCUCACUGUCAAGGGUGCCGGACACAUGGUCCCCACCGACAAGCCUCAAGCUGCCUUCACCAUGUUCUCCCGCUUCCUGAACAAGCAGCCCUACUGACCGCAGGCUGCUGCCUGAUGCUGCCUGGUCCAGCCCCUCGUGACCUCUUCUGCCAGGACAUGGGUCCUGUUUUAUGCAAAGUGCCGCCGUGGGGCAGGUCCCUGCCUCCAGAACCAAGCCCCUUUCCCAGCCUCGAGCAUUCCAGACCCUGCCCCAGUACCUCACAUCCACAGCCCAGGGGCAAGUUAGCACUUUAUUCCCACAGCAGUUCCUGAAAGGUAGCCUGGACCCUCCCUGCUUAAAGAAUGCCUUUAUCCACACACUGAUCCCACCCGAGGAGCCCGGUGGAGCUCAGGACAGCCCACAGGAAGGGCUGGACGGAUUGGAAUUGAUUAUGGAAUUAAACUGAGUACAGCUUCA
Molecule: messenger RNA, 1886 nt
Organism: Tupaia belangeri chinensis (Chinese tree shrew)
Lineage: Eukaryota; Metazoa; Chordata; Mammalia; Scandentia; Tupaiidae
Gene: CTSA
Product: cathepsin A
Exons: 15
Coding region: 99-1526 (475 amino acids)
Biological process (GO): proteolysis
Molecular function (GO): serine-type carboxypeptidase activity
Source: RefSeq, a predicted model, not a curated record